AUGGAGAAUUGUUUGUUCCUUAUGUGCAAGUUUAGAGGUGUGACAUUGGUUAUCAAGUAUAAUGAUGGAUUUAAUUUCAAGGAUUUAGUAUAUAAAUUAUGUGCAAAGUGGAGUAAGUUAGUUGGUAGUUCUUUGAAUAUAUCGUAUUCAAUGCCUGGACAUUCUUGUUGUGGUCUACAAAGUAAAGAGGAUUUGGAGGUUAUGGUUGGACUGGCACUUUCUUGUGAUAUUCAUCGUAUUGAUGUUUUUGUAAAGUGUUGUUCUUUGGGUGAAGGUUAUAUGAUUUGUGAUGGUGAAGCUAGUAAUAGUGUUGUUUGUGAAACUGAUUUUUUGCCUUCAUUUUAUUCAAAUCUACGGAAACCUUUGCUCUCCGAUGGAUGGAAUGAUAAGGAUCGUGUCACUGUUCAUUGUAAGAGAAGGGCUUAUUUGGGAUGUUUAUGGAACGUGCAUGCUAGAGUGGAAAAUUAUAGUAAAGCUUUUGUUAUUAAACAAUUUGAUGAUGUUCAUACUCGUGGAUCUUCUUUUCGUACAAUUAAACAUGCUAAGAUGACUUCAAGUAUGAUUGGUGGGCUAACUUCAAGUGAUAUUCAUAAUAAGGCUUUGACAUCGGUUAGUGAGGUGGUUUGUGAUUUCAAGGACUAUUAUGGAACAAAAGUUUCUUAUCGGCGAGCUUGGAUAGGUGUUAAAAAAGUAAGGGGUCUUGUUUUUGGUGACUAUUCAUCAUCAUUUGACGAUCUUCGUUGGUAUGUUGAUGCCGCUAAUGCUUGCAAUCUGGGGAGCGUUUUUGAUAUGGAAUUUGAUAUUGAUAGUAAAGGAAGACAUUUCAAAUGCUUGUUUUUCGCUUCUGAGGCAUGUAUUCAUGCUUUCAAGUAUUGUCGGCCUAUGUUGAUGCUUGAUGGAACUUUCUUGAAAGGAAGACACAAAGGUUGUUUAUUAGCUGCUACGGCAAAAGAUGAUUUAUAUCCGUUAUGUUUUGCUAUUGUUGAUAGUGAAAGUUAUGACAGUUGGCAUUGGUUCUUGUCAAAGUUAUUUGUUAUUUUGACUCUAGGGAGGGAUAUUGAGUUUGUUACUGAUCGGCAUGGAGGUUUGCUGAAAGCUUUAGCUGAGACAAACUUGAAGACUUAUUUGUCAGUGAAGAGUCGUGAAUCUAAAGAGUAUUUGCUUACUCUUUUUAGUAGAUGUGCAUAUGCUCCUACUAUUGAGUUGUUUAACGAGCUAUUUGAAGAAUUUAAGGGUUGUUGUGGUCGUAAUGUUGAGAAGUUUCUUGAGAAUUUGCCUAAUAAGUGUUGGUGUAAUACUUAUUUUCAAGGCAAGAGGGAUGAACGCCAUUUGUUUUCAACUAUUCUUGUUGAUACUAUACGGGUGAAACUAAUGGAGCAAUUUUCAAGAAAGAGAGAAGUUGGGAAUAAGUGGAAUCGUAUUGUUUGUCCUUUUGCAGAGAAAAAGUUGGAAAAAACUUUUAAUGAUACAAAAGCAUGGAUAGUUAAGAAAUGUAGCGAUGACAUUUAUAAAAUCCAAUUAGAUCAUUCAGUUAUGGUUGAUAUUGGGAAACGUUCUUGUUCUUGUCGAUUGUGGGAAAUUGAUUAUUUUCCUUGCGAACAUGGUUUUUGUGCUAUAAAGAGGAGUGAGAAGGAUCUGAAUUGUUUUCUUGACGAUUACUAUCGUAUUAGUAGUUAUUGUGAUUCUUAUUCACAUUCUAUCUAUCCAAUUCCUAGUAUAUGGAAGCCAAAUGUAGUUGUUGAUAAUGACGUUGUUUUACCUCCUCUUUAUAAGAGACCAGCUGGACGUCCAAAAACAGAGAGAAUACCUUCUAAGGGCGAAAUCAAGAGAAUUAGGUGCACUAGGUGUGGAAAGAUGGGAACUCAUAAUCGGAUGACAUGUAAAGAAGCUUUGCUUUAG
Camellia sinensis is the source of this 1899-nucleotide messenger RNA. Lineage: Eukaryota; Viridiplantae; Streptophyta; Magnoliopsida; Ericales; Theaceae. The record is from RefSeq and is a predicted model, not a curated record.